This is a messenger RNA of Varanus komodoensis (Komodo dragon), 1987 nucleotides long. RefSeq names its product chromatin licensing and DNA replication factor 1 (gene CDT1). The transcript has 9 exons. Gene Ontology annotation, cellular component: nucleus. NCBI's taxonomy places the organism in Eukaryota, Metazoa, Chordata, Lepidosauria, Squamata, Varanidae. The coding region runs from base 1 to 1473 and encodes 490 amino acids. Gene Ontology annotation, molecular function: DNA binding; DNA polymerase binding. Gene Ontology annotation, biological process: mitotic cell cycle; regulation of DNA-templated DNA replication initiation; DNA replication preinitiation complex assembly. The record is from RefSeq and is a predicted model, not a curated record.
AUGGAGGAGGGCCCGGGGCCGGGCGGGAGCUGCAGGACCCUCUCAGUCCAGCGGCUCGCCGGGGACGGGGUUCUGCUCGCCCUGGCCUUGCUUCCUUCCAAGCAGGGGUCCUCCAAGGAGACGCUUGCAGAGCUGAGGGGCCGCCUGGGGAAGAUCAACGCGCUGGUGAAGAAAGCCCAGCUCCCGGCUAGUGCCUCAGAGACAGGUGGAGAUCUUCAGAACAGGCUGAAGCAGGUUCGGCUGCUGGAGGCCAAGAUCCGCGAGAGGGAAAGGUCCAAAGAGGAGGAGAAGCCGGCGGAUGUUUCUCAGCUCCCGCUGGUUGCGAAGGAACCGGAGCCUGCAGCCGAGGCCAGGGAGAAGGCUCCGGCGUACCAGCGCUUCCAGGCCCUAGCCCAGGACACCCCCCCGGGGCUCACGCUGCCCUACCAGUACAGGGUCCUGGCCGAGAUGUUCUGCAGCAUGGACACCAUCGUGGGGGUGCUUUUCAACCGCUCGGAGGCAGCGACCUUCAGCAAGGUCAAGCAGGGCGUCCAGGACAUGAUACGCAAGCAGUUUGAGGAGCGGCACCUGGGCCAGAUCAAGGCGGUGUUCCCAGCCUCCUACACGCUGCGUCAGGAGAAGAACAUUCCCACUUUCGGCGGCGGCGGCGGCUCGCAGCGGCGCUCCUAUCAGCUCACCGUCGAGCCUGUGCUGGGGGCCGGUGAGAAGCUGUCGGCGUCCCGCCUGAUGGAGCGCCGGAAGACGUUCAGCAGGAACCUGGUGAACAUUGUCAAGGAGCAUCACAAGGCCUUCCUGGCUGCGCUGCAGCCCCCCAUGGAGAUCCCGGAGCACAAGCUGACCAGGUGGCACCCCCGCUUCAACGUGGACGGCGUGCCCGACAUCAUCCCGGCCGCGCUGCCCCAGGCCCCCCAGGAGGACAAGAUUACCACGGCGCAGGAGAUGCUGGCGAGGGCCCACGGCAUGCUGACCCCCAAGAUGGAAAAAGCCCUGACCAACCUGGCACUGAGGACCGCCCUAAGCAGCCCCCCCGCACCCGCGUCUCCCCGGCCGGCCCCGCCGGACACUCCCGACAGCCUGAGAGGCGUGUCGCAGUCCUUGCUGGAGAGGAUCCGAGCCAAGGAAGCGCAGAAGCUGCAGGCACUCAUGACGCGGGACCCGGAGCAGGAGCGGCGGCUGGACAUGCUGGGCCGCCUGCCCGAGAUGGCGCGGGUCCUGCGCAGCGUCUUCGUUGCGGAGAAGAAGCCGGCGCUCCCGCUGGAGGUGGCGGGCCAGCGCAUGGUGGCCAGCUGCCGGGCCCUCAUGACGCCGGGAGAGAUGGAGAAGCACCUGCGCCUCUUCGCAGAGCUGCUUCCGGACUGGGUCAGCAUCCUCCCCAUCCGGCAGGAGACGUACAUCAAGCUGGACAGAAACACGGACCUGAACCUCAUCACCGAGAGGCUGGCCACGCGGAUACGGGAAGAGGAGAGGCUGUGACGCCCCCGCCCAGGAGGGCCGCUUGGCCCCGCGAGGCCCUCCGCACCCAGGUCCUCCUUGGCAAAGGCUCUUCUGGAUGAGAUUUGUGUAGCUGCUUGUUCUCCUCUUCCAGUUGGAGGCACCCAGCACUGGGAACACACGGACUGCUUUUUAAGGCUUUGCUUGCUAUUCUCCUUUUGGCCCUGCUGGUGAACAGCUGGCGCCACGGCCACACGGGGGCAGCACGCGCGACCCACAGCCGAGCUCCCAAGGACCAGCAUCCUGCCCCUUGCAGGCUGAACAGCCGUCAGGACGGGCCCUGCCAGACCACGCCGUCCCUGCCUGCCUUUUGCACGAUGCGAGCGGUCUCAUUCUGGGCAGAGCGGCGAGGUGCUGGGCUGUGCUUCCUUCGGGUUUUUCACAGGUUUCUUGUGGCAAGGGGAUGAAAAGUACAUUUUAAUUCAAAAAGCAGAUUGGUUCUAUUUUAAAAUGUGACUUGAAUAUGAUGUUUGGCAUUAAAACUUUACAGGUGGGA